AUGGUGAUGCCAAUCAAUGGAGCUACUUCUAUGAGCUACAUGCUGGUUGGCCAGCCGCUACUUCUGCCGUACGGUGCUGUCCGAACCUACCAUCAAGGCAUCACGGCGACAACUCAUCCAGGAGUCAAAUUCGUGCCCACACCAGUCGAUUCUAAUCAUCACGUAAUUUAUCACAUUCACGAAGCGCUACUCUCGGAAGCAGUACAGUCAAUAUGCAGUCGGGGAUACAUGGACGGGAACAUCACAGUGGACGACGAGAUGGUCCACGUAGUCUGUCUCAGUGCAGCAAUUUCCGUAAAAAAUAUGGAAGCUCUGAAUACAGCCAACAUCAUGCUGGCUCUCAUAUUGACUUUCGAAGACGGGCGCGAAAGGCUUCUCUCGAAAAACUACAGCGUUUCAAUUCUCCAUAGCAGUAACCUGGCAAUUCUUUUCCGACUGAAGUCAGAAAUCGUGAAUAUUAACGAUCACUUCACCUCCAGGUACAAUGAUCAGAUUUUCUCGAUCAUUUCUGAAGUGUUGCGCUCACACGUAUAUCUGCCGUUACCUGUACUGCUGGCCGCCAGACCAAGCUGCGACCGAGUGAAUUCAGGCUCCUGGCCAGAUCGAAUAAUUUUCGCCACGGAUUUCGUCUUCAAAGGAGGAUGA
Molecule: messenger RNA, 645 nt
Organism: Cooperia oncophora
Lineage: Eukaryota; Metazoa; Nematoda; Chromadorea; Rhabditida; Trichostrongylidae
Source: the annotation of a GenBank genome assembly